Molecule: messenger RNA, 1614 nt
Organism: Schistocerca serialis cubense
Lineage: Eukaryota; Metazoa; Arthropoda; Insecta; Orthoptera; Acrididae
Product: lysophosphatidylserine lipase ABHD12
Exons: 11
Coding region: 397-1455 (352 amino acids)
Biological process (GO): phosphatidylserine catabolic process; monoacylglycerol catabolic process
Cellular component (GO): endoplasmic reticulum membrane
Molecular function (GO): phosphatidylcholine lysophospholipase A1 activity; monoacylglycerol lipase activity
Source: RefSeq, a predicted model, not a curated record
CUUGAGACACUGAAUCAGAGAUGUUGAAGGAUAAUAGGAUAACAAAGGAGCGUGGGUGUGACUUUGUGUUGGUUUUGUGUUUAGUUUAAGCAAUGAAGUGGCCUAAAAGAAGCUGGAAUAGAUAAAGGCACACAGUUCCUCAAUAAGAAACACAAAAGUACGUGUUGAAAUACGUUGCCGUACGGUUGUUUGUAAGUUUGUGUUAUAGCGUCAGUAGAGUAACGUGGUGAUCUUUUAACCGUGGUACAGAAAUUUGCAUCUUGGCAGUAUGAGGUACCUCUUCAGAAGAAGAUACGUCAAAAGGUAUUGCAUUUAAUGUAACCAGUCAGCAAAUUAACAACACAAUCUAAGUUUAUUUCAUACUUAGUAAGGAUAUCAUAUAUUACAUUGAAGACCAUGGUGGGGAUUACAGUUACCAUAUCCCUGUUCCUACUUCCUGUAGGUCUUUGGUUACAGGGAAUAAUUGUCUUGACGACACUGAAGAUAUUUCUAGCAGUAUUGCUUUUUAUAUACAUUGUUGUACCAUUCGUCUUCAGAUACACGUAUGCUUUACAGAGGACAAUGAUAUUCCUUAAUUUUGUGAGGUGGCCAAGGAAUCCUGACUUCAAUGUGCCAAAGAAGUAUGGUCUUGAUGGAACCAGAAAUUUUUAUGUUAAGACAACAGAGGAUGUUCAGCUUGGAGUAUGGCAUACAUUACCCAAAUCUCUCAUCAAUGAAUCAAAAACUGCUGAUGACGAGUUUUUUGAGAAGUCACUGACACGUGGUGAGCCAAUCAUACUGUACAUGCAUGGAAAUUCUGGAUCUAGAGCAAGUCCACAUCGUGUUGAGCUGUACAAGAUGCUGAGGAACCUUAAUUAUCAUGUUAUUAGUUUUGACUACAGAAGUUAUGCUGAUUCAAGUCCUGUGUCACCAUCGGAGACAGGUGUUGUGUCCGAUGGAAAAUUUAUGUACAGAUGGGUGGAGGAGCAUGCCAAAGGAUCUCCAUUGUUUGUGUGGGGUCAUUCUUUAGGAACAGGAGUGUCAUCACAUGUGUUAGAUCUGUUGGCACAAGAAGGAAAGAGUCCAUCUGGACUUAUCCUGGAAUCUCCUUUCAAUAAUUUGAGAGAUGAAAUAAAGGAACAUCCAUUUGCAAGGCUUUUCAACCAGUUACCAUGGUUUGAUUUCUUUUUCAUUGAUCCAAUAGAGCAAAACGAUCUGUUGUUUGCUUCGGAUAAGCACUUGGUGAAUGUUCAUUGCCCUAUUCUCAUUCUGCAUGCCCAGGAUGAUGUCGUUGUUCCCUUCAUUCUGGGCCAAAGGCUCUACAAAAGUCUUGAACAAACACGGCCCAAAGAUGCUGCUUCUGUUGAAUUUGUGAUAUUUGAAGAUAAGUACCGAUAUGGACACAAGUAUAUUUGUAGAGCUCCUGAAUUGCCUGACAUUAUUCAAAAAUUUCUUGGCAGUAUCUUGAAAAGUUAAAGUAAUCUUUCAAACACAGAGGUGCCUUGUAAGUACUGCAUUCUUGUAUUCUCUGGAGUUUACAUGUGAGGGGCAGUAUUUUAGUGUCAUUUGUUGUUACUACCUACCUUUUUGUGCUGUCAGUUUUUUUGUAAAUAAAAUCAACAAGUUUCUAUAAAA